GAUAAUUCGAAAAUGCCAAUCUUAAGCUUUAAGAAGCAUUAUAUAAUAUUUGGCAGUCCUACCGAUAUUACGUCGAAAAACAGUACGGAACACGACGUGGUUCGAAGAGGAACAUUUGAGGAAAUUCAUCCGAAGUUGACAAAAGUUUACGGGAACUCUGCUCCUUCAAUCUCAACCGUUAAAAAGUGGGCAGCUGAAUUUAAACGUGGUCGCACGUCGCUCAAAGAUGACCCUCGUAAAGGACGGCCAAAAACUGCAACCACACCGGAAACUAUCGAAAAGGUGCACAAUAUCGUGUUGGACGAUAGGCGACUAAAGGUGUGUGAGAUAGCUGAGGCCGUGGGCAUAUCGGAAGAAAAG
Molecule: messenger RNA, 360 nt
Organism: Dinoponera quadriceps
Lineage: Eukaryota; Metazoa; Arthropoda; Insecta; Hymenoptera; Formicidae
Exons: 2
Source: RefSeq, a predicted model, not a curated record